CCGGACCACAUGCGUCAAGAUCGCGAGUUAGUAGUCAAAUAUAAUUGGUCAUUAUUACUAGACUUCGUGACAAUCAGACGUUUCAUAAGUGUUCAUAAAAGUUAGUGUAACUAUAUGUGUGCCAAAAACAUCACAAGAUCUGAAUACAAUGAAGGAAUCAGCAUGGAUAGCGAUCUGGUCUAUGUUAUUUUUUGCUAUCAACGCAGAUAUAAAAUGCAAAUUCGAAGAUGAUGGAGGCAUGAUGUUCCAUAUGUGUAACGCAACUGGUUCUAGUGAUAACAUUUUACGUAGAGGACUUGUGUCAGACAAGAGAAAAACUUUUCAUAUAAUACUAAUGCAAUGCAAGAUUAUAAGGAUAGAACAAGAAGCAUUUUAUAGACUGCCAGCAUUAGCUAUUUUAGAUUUAGGAGAAAAUAAAAUAGAAAGUUUACCUAUAGGAGUAUUUGACAGACUUCCAUCAUUAUCGCGUUUAAAUUUAUCUUACAACCUCCUUACAGAAUUACCUGAUAAUAUAUUCAACCAUAAUACAGAGUUAUCUGUAAUAGAUUUAGAAGGAAAUAAAUUACAUACACUCAAACCUGGUCUAUUCGAUUCUUUAUGGAGAUUGUCACAAUUAGAUUUGAGUCAUAAUAUGUUUACAGGAAAAGAAAUAGUGCCUCAAUUAUUUGAAAGAAAACGUGAUAUAUCAAUAUUAUCUUUAUCCGGUAACGAUAUGGCUGAAGCUAAUUUCUUAUCAAUCAUGAACAAUUUAAACUAUUUAUAUAUGGAUGGUUGUUCUUUAAAAGUAGUACCUGAUCUUGCAACUGCUGAGAAUAUGAAACAAUUAAGACAUUUAAGUUUGGCUUCUAACGAAAUAACGUCUAUAGACGACGCUAUGAUUUUUAGCAAAUUAAAAGAUGUGAUGAAAAUAAAUUUAUCAAAGAAUCAACUUGAAUUUAUUCAUAAAGAUGUAUUCAAAAAUCUAAGAUAUCUUGAAGAGAUCGAUUUAAGAUAUAAUAAAUUGACCACACUACCUGUAGAUAUGUUCCAAAAUAUACCUAAAUUAUAUGAACUAAAGUUAUCGUAUAAUUUAUUAACUGAUAUUCCACUUAAUGCAUUCGCUGGUACUGAAUUAAAGAGACUUAGUUUUGAUAAUAAUAACAUAACGCAUUUACAUGAAAAUUUCCUUUUGAAAAUAGAAGAUGCUGGGUUAAUGCUUAAGAUAAUGCAUUUCGGAAACAAUCCAUGGCAAUGCGCUUGUCUUAGAGAACUACUAAGAGAGGUGAAGGAAAUGGAUGUAAUUUACGAUACAAAUACAUACGACGGGAAGCAUCCUGUUUGUGUUACAACAAAAAACUUUUAUUGCAGAAGAGACGCAGCAGCGCACGAUCAAUUUAUACGUAUGUACAAUGAAAAUAUACGAUGAUGUUUUUUUUUUAUUUUAAGGCCUGUAACUUUAAGAAACCAGAGACAGAGAAGAAUGAAAAAGAAUCGAAAUUUAAAAGGCAGAUUUGUAAUUAAAAUAAUGCUGCAUUUAA
Molecule: messenger RNA, 1517 nt
Organism: Papilio xuthus (Asian swallowtail)
Lineage: Eukaryota; Metazoa; Arthropoda; Insecta; Lepidoptera; Papilionidae
Product: carboxypeptidase N subunit 2-like
Exons: 2
Coding region: 149-1405 (418 amino acids)
Molecular function (GO): protein binding
Source: RefSeq, a predicted model, not a curated record